Molecule: messenger RNA, 261 nt
Organism: Entrophospora sp. SA101
Lineage: Eukaryota; Fungi; Glomeromycota; Glomeromycetes; Entrophosporales; Entrophosporaceae
Source: the annotation of a GenBank genome assembly
AUGUCUAAUUCAGAACUUGCUAUCAGUUAUGCUGCACUUAUUCUAGCAGACGAUGGUGUUGAAAUUACUUCUGAUAAAUUAACAACUUUAACCAAAGCUGCGGGUAUUGAUGUUGAACCAGUCUGGGCAAAUUUAUUUGCUAAAGCUCUUGAAGGAAAAAACGUUGCUGAUCUUUUAAUGAACGUUGGUGCAGGUGGUGCUCCUGCUGCAGUUUCAACUGGUGGUGGCGAAAGGCAAUUUUUAUUGGAUGUGUACUUGUGA